AUGUCCCUGGAGCCAGACUCACAGCAAGUGGGCCAAGGCGCAUGGCGGUAUGACCACCACGGCCUCUCUCUCGACUCUGAGUACCCCAGCGGCGUACCCACACUAGACUCCGACUCUCCUGACGCAUUCGACGAGGAGACCGUUUUCAGCGGAACAUCGACGCGGAACACCUCCAGAACCUGCUUCUCGCCCGACGCGCUGGCAGCAGCGGAGGACAUCUUUCACGGCGGCUACUUCACGUUCUGCCCGCCCAAACCCGGGCCACUCGCACUUACCACGUCCGUCCCCCUAUCCAGCACCGCCCAUCUGGUCUCGCCGUCUGUCCUCAGUGCAUACGCCGCGCACCACGAAAGCGCCAUCGUCGCCGCUGCACGCAAGAGCAAAGUGGCCGCCCUCGCGGUGUCCGUUGCCCCCCUGGACACCGACUCCGACUCGGAGUUGACGGCACAGUGGGUCGUCUGGGCACCCAUGUGGUACAAGUCGGCCCAGUUCGCCUACAAUCUUGCCAUAGAGACAGGCGUCCGGGUUGCGCUGAGGCCAGCGGAGGCCGCGCCGAGCGAGCUGCUGCUGGAGCGGGAGGACAGGCCGGGCCGGGCGACUCCGAAGGCCGAAAGUGGCGAGAAUGACCCUCGGAGCAGCCGCCCUCUCCCGUUGAUUCCAAUAUCCCCACCCGCAACCACCGCCCCCAUUCUUCCCGACAUCCUCCCGCUUCCCCCGGGUGCACAGCCGCCCGCGCUGCCCGCCCCCAUUCCCCCUCCUCCGAGUCUGCGGUCCUUUUUAACUCUUGCCCCGCUUCCCGACCCAUCGCCAGGGCCACACGAAGACGACGCCGAGCCGCGACAUUCCCCUGUCACGAAGACCACGCGGGUCUGCGUCGGCGACGGCGAUGUCUCUGCAUCCCUUGUCGUCCAGCGCGGGCAGCGCGACAAUCUAACCCAGCUGGAAAUCACGGUGCCGCUGAUCGCGAAGAUAAGUCUCGCGAGCGAGCGGCACGAGUUGGCUGGCGGGGUCGUGACGGUCGCGUCCAACGGGCUGCCGCACGGCGUGACGAUAAAUUACGACAACGGUGUUUCCGAGUGGUAUCCGGUUGCCGCCCCAUUCCUGUGUCAUCCGCGCCCGCGGCCGUCCACAGUGCCCCGACGGCUCGCUGCAACGAUCGACGUCAUUCCCCGUCCGGGCGUGGACAACGUUGUUGUGCACAUCCAGGCGCGGGUCAACGUCAUUGGGCGGGCGCGGCGGGACCCGCCGUAUAGCGUGCCUCUUCGGUUUACCGCGCAGUGGUUGUUGCGCGAGCGGUGUAGGAGGGGUAGGAUUGGGAGGUUUGAUAUGCUGGUGGUUCAGGCCACGGAGGACGUCUGGGGUGGAACUGGGGACUGGGCGGGAAACGUGACGAGGGUACAGCAGUCUGCGUGGCCAAGCCGAUGUGACGGUGAGGCACAACCCAUGCCCUCUCCGUCCCUCGCUUCGCUGCAAGCGCGCCUGCAGCCCGGCGGGCUGGGCUGGUACGCGCCGUGGGUGCUCUGGGUGCUGUUCCGGCGGCUCGCCCGGCGGAAGCCGCGCCGGCUGUGGGCCGGGCGGAGCUACGAGAUGCGCGGGCGGAACGGGUGGAUGACGGUCGAUGUCGGGGCGGUGCUGUGCAUCCCGGUGGACCCGGAGACGGGGUAUCUGCUGUUCAAUAGGCUGGAUGUAGAGGCGCCGGUGCGGUUUCGCAAGUCUAGACUCAGAGACUGA
This is a messenger RNA of Mycena indigotica, 1731 nucleotides long. RefSeq lists its product as uncharacterized. Bases 1 to 1731 code for a protein of 576 amino acids. The transcript is spliced from 4 exons. The record is from RefSeq and is a predicted model, not a curated record. NCBI's taxonomy places the organism in Eukaryota, Fungi, Basidiomycota, Agaricomycetes, Agaricales, Mycenaceae.